AUGCCACCACUCCUUCACCCAAAGUCGCGAAUGACGUCGUCGCUCUUCGCAACGACUGUCGCCGCCUGCUUUAUCGUCGUCACAAUUCCACACAUGCUCCCUUGCCCCGUACCACGGGCCCGAUUCGCUGAUGGAGAUAUUAUGGUUGAUGAGAAUGGCCGACGAAUGAGGUGGAAGCGAAAGGACACCAACCCCAAGGUCGAAGACGGAAUCGUACAAUUCAACGAUGUGUCAAGCGAGGAAGCCGAGAGCGCACAGGAAAGAGCCAAGAGGGAAUGUCCUCUACCGAAACCGGGCGGUAUGCUAGGAGAAUGGUUAGGGUUUCACAAGAACGAUAACGAGACGGGCCGAUGA
Molecule: messenger RNA, 354 nt
Organism: Fusarium coffeatum
Lineage: Eukaryota; Fungi; Ascomycota; Sordariomycetes; Hypocreales; Nectriaceae
Exons: 1
Coding region: 1-354 (117 amino acids)
Biological process (GO): mitochondrial respiratory chain complex IV assembly
Cellular component (GO): mitochondrial matrix
Source: RefSeq, a predicted model, not a curated record